This is a messenger RNA of Bubalus bubalis (water buffalo), 8145 nucleotides long. It is a transcript of the gene GAB1, whose product is annotated as GRB2 associated binding protein 1. Bases 4357 to 6303 code for a protein of 648 amino acids. The transcript has 12 exons. Lineage: Eukaryota; Metazoa; Chordata; Mammalia; Artiodactyla; Bovidae. The record is from RefSeq and is a predicted model, not a curated record.
AUCGGCUCAGUAGUUGAGACUCUCAGGCUCCAGAGCACAGGCUCAAUAGUUGUGGUGCCUGGGCUUAGUUGUUCUGUGGUAUUUGGGAUCUUCCUGGAUGAGGGAUUGAACCCGUGUCUCCUACACUGAUAGGUGGAUUCUUGUCCACUGCGCCAUCCAGGAAUCCCUCUCCAGGCUUUUUGUCUCUCUUUUUCUUUCUAUAUUUAUUUGCAAAAGGGUAAGAACCUCUUGUAUGUGCUUCAUCCUCUGUAUUUUUUAAAUAUAGAAUGGAAGUGAAGAUUUUUCUGCUUUCUGUUAGUUUUGCUGCUCCUGUGUUGCUGUUUUUGUCCUGUCUUAUGUAUUAAACAGCUGUUUUCUUCCUCUGCUAGGGACCUGCAUAGAAUCACAUACAGAUCAAUGUCACCAAGGUUAUAGAAACCAAGUAAAAUCUUGAUAGUAUACACUCAACAGCGGCACUCAGAUUUUUAAAGAGUUGUUUAAAGACAAAUCAACCAUUUGAACUAAUGAUGAAUUUUCAUCAGCAGUUGAAAUUGUUGCUGAGAUAAAAGGUAAGUCUUGAAAACAAAGGACUGCUUCAAGCCAGCUGGCCAUCCCCCUGUCUCUGCAGGGGGAGCUUCCCUAUGGCCCGCUUCAAGCCUGGACACCAAGUUUGGGCUCCUCCACAGGCCAGCUGUCCACCUUAGGCUGAUGUGCACUCUCAGUAAGAGAGCCUGCAUCUGGGCCAGGGUGAGGUGGCCUGCUAGAGGCCAGCCAGCUGGGGAGCAGGACCUCAGCUGGUUCUUGGGUGUGUAAUCUAUACCCAGCUUGGACUCCGCUCUUCAGCUGUCAGUUUGUACGAUGGUUUCUGUCUGGACAUGUGGUUCUGGGAAGGGGCUUAGAAACAGAAAUAGCAUCUUCCUCUGGGUGGGCACCUGCCAACUUACAUGGAAGAGAGAGGCAUGGAGAAGGCAAAAUAGCAGCAUCUCCUUGUUCAGGGACAACCGAGGAGCUGAGCUAAGGUCCCUGCUCAGGAGUGUCACCACAAAAAGAGGACCAUGAUGUCUGAAAGCUCUUCCUGCCCUUUUCUGGCAAUCCUCAGUAGCAGUCAACCGAUUCUGAAGUCUUUGCUUACGGUGACUGAAGGAGCAUCAUGGUUCUUUUGAAGGAAAUUUUUUCCUGCAAUCCUCACGUUAGUGAGCAUUCAGAUUUUGAAUGUUUUCUUUUUACCUUUUCCAGUAAUGCAGGAAAUUUAUUUCUAGUAGCAAAGAUCAUCAACUAGCAAUUACAUUAAGUCUUUAUGAAAGUUGCUGUUGUUUAGUCGCUCAGUCGUGUCCGACUCUUCGUGACCCCAUGGACCUAGCCCACCAGGCUCCUCUGUCCAUGGGAUUCUCUAGACAAGAAUAUUGGAGUGGGUUGCCAUUUCCUUUUCCAGGGGAUCUUCCUGACCCAGGGAUCAAACCUGAGUCUCUUGCACUGGCAGACAGAUUCUUCACUGCUGAGCCAUCAGGGAAGCCUUAUGAAAGUUAAUGAUAGUUAAUUCUUUGUUGUGCCUGGGAUUAGUGAUAAGAGUUGCCAGUUCCCUAUAUCUGACUGUUGUCUCUUGGGAUUCAAAAUUACUCUUAGGAAGGUGUAUCCAUGUGGAGGGUAGUUUUAGAAUUCUGUUUUUAAUUUUUUUUAAUUGAUCAUCUUUGAACAGAUACAACAAUGUGGCAAGAAUUAUGCUUGGAUAAUCUGGUUGACAGGAGAAUUGGUUAUUUCAGUGUGAUUUGCCAUAACAGGUCUGCUUAAAGAAUAUGAAAGAAAUAAAAUGACAAAGCGGUUUUAAGACUAAGAAAAUUUCCAUAUUUUGGAGAGGACAUAAAAAGUAUGUAGAUAAAGUCUUGAUGAUUUUCAGGUUGAGGAUGUCUAAGAGUAAGUGCCAGCACUCUCUGUUUUCUUAUAGAGACUACCACACGAGAAGGGACACCUUAGCAGGUGGAUUAAUACUUUAUUUUUGAAAGGUUUUGGGUAAAUUGUGCUAUGGUAAAAGGAACCCUUGACUGAGUGUCAGGACCCAGAAUUCGCCAGAGUUUUGCCACUAUUCACAAGACCUUUGGAUCCUCGUGUGAACUUCUGAUUCUCAGUUUCCUUAUCUGUAAAAUGGGGAAGGAGUGGGCAACACAUCUUUCAUUCUAAAUUCUCUUAGCAUCUAAUGUUCCUUUUCUCAGAUGUUUCCUUGGGAGGGAGGGGCAGAUGCGGAGCUUCUCAAUAGGCCUCCUUUUGGGGGGAAAUAAAUCUUAAUUUCUUGUUCAUCUUAAAUGGUAUAUAUAUUAGAACUGCAGAAGCAGAAUUCUUUGGGGACCCUCCAGCCCUUCCCUUAAUGGAAUGAAGGCUUAAACUGAGCCCAAGGCUGCCGAGUGCCUGAGGUGGGUGCUGUGUCUGUUCAGAGUGAAGGCUCACCAAGUGUCUGUUGACUGAAUUAAUAAAGAGGUAUCUCUGGAGCUUUUGUAAAUCUGCCUUGUGUGGUAUCCAGCAGAGGGAAAGGCCUAAUCCCUUCUCGUAAGAAGUUUCUAAUCUUUGUGAAGACAAGCUGUAAAUGCAUGUUCCUUUCAGUCGUUUUACAGGAGCUAUGUUUAUAAGGCCAUAUAGGAUGAAUUGUCAAGUGGUUGAUACAGGCAGUAACUGCUUAAGAGUUCAGACUAGAGGGGAGGGAGGUGGAGCCAGUCAGGGAAGACCUCAUGAGUGAAUUUCAGGGUCUAUUCUUGGAAGAAUCCAGGUGCUGCUGACAGAAAUAGCAAAAUCAGAAGGGAAGCCUGGCUUGAAAGGAAGAAUAGGCACUUGGUUUGGAGUGCAGACAUCCCAGCGAGAAGGACGGAGCACCUCCGUUUCACGCGUGGAGUUUGGACGUCAGCUGUAACUUGCAGUUUGAGAAGUUUCAGUUUCUGCCGUGACCUCAUGCUGCUGAUGGGCUCCUGACCACCAGUGAAUUUUCUAUCCCAGGCGAGAAACAAACCCAACAGCUCCACUUGUCCGUCACCUGAACUUAUUAAAAUUCCGAGGGACAUGUGUUAUUUAAGAUUUCUUUAUGUCUGUUUGGAACUAAAUAAUUCAUGCUGGCAAGCAUUUCAUUUACAACAGAGAGGGAGCAUGUUCUGGUGGGAGGGAGAAUAAAAGAGCCUUUGAUUCAUUUGCCUCAGGGUUCCCGCGGGAGGGCCCAGGCUGCCUUGGGCUAGCGUCUUAUUUUGGACUUUGGAAGCCAUCUUAGCUCAGCUGUGUGAGUGCCAGCCAGCGUUGGAGGAAAAGAGAAUAACCCCAUUGGAUCACACGAACCCCCCUCCUGACUGUGGAUGGAAGGGUUUCUCCCAUUUCACAUUCCUUGCAUUAAUAUGGUGGCUCACUUCCCCCAAGUGAGAGCUCCAUCUGAAUCUGCCACUUGAACUUGGAUUGAAGUCACAAGGCUUCAGUGCCUCUCUCUCAGUCCACGAAUGUACAGGAAACUUAUCGAGACCCAGGUCUCUUUCUGCUCCCCCUCUUAGGCAACAGGCAUAAAUAAAAUCAGCUUUCUUUUCUUCUUUAGAUUACUCUUGGGGAAAAGUGGCUCAUUAUAUCAUGGGUUUCCGCGAUCCUUAAAUAAGUAGCCUCUUCAUUUGCCAACGCUGGGGGAGCCCUAAUGCAGUGGAGAUGAAGAUGCAGGCCUGUGGAGUUACUGGAGAAAGGCAUUUUAGGAACUGGAAAACUUUUUCCCAUUCUAGGCUUGUCUGUGUGAGCACCUCACCUCCUACAAGAAUGCAUUAACUGGAAAAGAAUCUUGUAUAUUUUAAGCAAUUCUUUUAUUCAUGGAAGCAAAAUGCUCCUUUACUGAAAAAUUCUCAUUGCUGAAUGCAUAUAAAGUAGAACCCAAUAGCUUUUGACCCUCCCACAGCCUGCUAUUAAAAAAAAAAAAAAGUUAAGACUCUGCACACCGAAAUGCAUGCUUGGUCGUUAUCUGGGUUACAUUAGCCCUUGAAGCAUUCUGAUUACAACUUGUAGCUGCCAAGCCCUGUCCUGCAGUGUUAUCUGGUACAAAAAUUUUCCAUGUGGUUGUUUUUAGCAGAGCUACUAUAUGCAAACUGCAUGUGAAGAUGUGAAUUGCAAAGAAAUAGAGCUUCUAGGAGGGGAAAUGCAUGGAAGAGGAGAUGGUUUGUGUUACGCAGUGGCCGUUUAACUGGAGACCCAGAUGUCUUGGAAUAUUACAAAAAUGAUCACGCCAAGAAGCCUAUCCGUAUUAUUGAUUUAAAUUUAUGUCAGCAAGUUGAUGCUGGAUUGACAUUUAACAAAAAAGAGUUUGAAAACAGCUACAUUUUUGAUAUCAACACCAUUGACCGGAUUUUCUACUUGGUAGCCGACAGCGAGGAGGAGAUGAAUAAGUGGGUUCGUUGUAUUUGUGACAUCUGUGGGUUUAAUCCUACAGAAGAAGAUCCUGUGAAAGCACCUGGCAGCUCCUUACAGGCACCAGCCGAUUUACCAUUGGCGAUAAGCACCGCACCACCGUCCUCCCAGGUGGGUGCCUCUGCUGCUGCUGCCCCGCCUCCCUAUCAGCUCAUCAGCCUUCCACCACACCUGGAAACCCUUGGCAUCCAGGAGGAUCCUCAAGACUACCUCUUGCUAAUCAACUGUCAAAGCAAGAAGCCUGAACCCACCAGCCAAGGGUCAUCUUUUGUUUCUGAAGAAGGAGAGGAAUACCUACUGCUAGAAGAUUUUGAAAGCAAAACGAUUCCAUUGCAAACGCACGCUGAUUCUGCAAAAUCCACCUCUUCGGAAACCGACUGCAAUGAUAACGUCCCUUCUCAUAAAAACCCCGCUUCCUCCCAGAGCAAACAUGGAGUGAACGGCUUUUUCCAGCAGCACAUGAUGUACGACUCGCCACCGUCUCGCGCUGCAUCCCUCUCCGUAGACUCCAGCCUUUACAACCUGCCCCGCAGUUACUCCCACGACGUUUUACCAAAGGUGUCUCCAUCGAGUACCGAAGCAGACGGAGAACUGUAUGUUUUUAACACCCCGUCUGGGACCUCGAGCGUGGAGCCUCAAAUGAGGCAUGUAUCUAUUAGUUAUGACAUUCCUCCAACACCUGGUAAUACUUACCAGAUUCCACGAACAUUUCCAGAAGGCACCUUGGGGCAGACGUCAAAGCUAGACACUAUUCCAGAUAUUCCUCCACCUCGGCCACCGAAACCGCAUCCGGCUCAUGACCGAUCUCCUGUGGACACGUGUAGCAUCACACGCACGGCCUCGGACACUGACAGCAGUUACUGUAUCCCAACAGCUGGGCUGCCGCCCUCACGUAGCAAUACCAUUUCCACUGUGGACCUGAACAAAUUGCGAAAAGAUGCUAGUUCUCAAGACUGCUAUGAUACUCCACGAACAUUUCCAAGUGAUAGAUCUAGUUCACUCGAAGGCUUCCACAACCAUUUUAAAAUCAAAAACAUAUUGACAGCGGGAAGUGUAUCAAGUGAAGAACUGGAUGAAAAUUACGUGCCCAUGAAUCCCAACUCUCCACCACGACAACAUUCCAGCAGUUUCACAGAACCAAUUCAGGAAGCAAAUUAUGUUCCAAUGACUCCAGGGACAUUUGACUUUUCUUCAUUUGGAAUGCAAGUGCCUCCUCCCGCUCAUAUGGGCUUCAGGUCCAGCCCCAAGACCCCUCCCAGAAGGCCAGUUCCUGUUGCAGACUGUGAACCACCCCCUGUGGAUCGGAACCUCAAACCAGACAGAAAAGGUCAAAGUCCUAAAAUUUUAAGACCCAAACCCCAUGGUUUAGAGCGAACUGAUUCACAAACCAUAGGUGACUUUGCUACAAGAAGAAAGGUCAAGCCAGCACCUUUAGAAAUAAAACCUUUGCCAGAAUGGGAAGAAUUACAAGCCCCGGUUAGAUCUCCCAUCACUAGGAGUUUUGCUCGAGACUCCUCCAGGUUCCCCCUGUCUCCCCGGCCGGAUUCUGUGCACAGCACAACUUCAAGCAGCGACUCGCACGACAGUGAAGAGAAUUACGUUCCCAUGAACCCCAACCUAUCCAGUGAAGACUCCAAUCUUUUUGGCAGUAAUAGUCUUGAUGGAGGAAACAGCCCAAUGAUCAAGCCCAAAGGAGACAAACAAGUGGAAUACCUAGAUCUAGAUUUAGAUUCUGGGAAAUCCACACCACCACGUAAGCAAAAGAGCAGCGGCUCAGGCAGCAGUGUAGCGGACGAGAGAGUGGACUAUGUGGUGGUUGACCAACAGAAGACCCUCGCUCUGAAAAGCACCCGGGAAGCCUGGACCGAUGGAAGGCAAUCCACAGAGUCCGAAACACCAGCCAAGAAUGUGAAAUGAAAAGACUGCUUUAAUGUGUCUGAACGAAAGAGGACUGAACUGUAAAGAGAAAUCCUGCUUGACCCGAGAUAACUUGACCCUUCUACUCUAGGUAGAUCCUCAACUAAGUCGAGUCAGAGUCGGAGGACCUUCCAGGCUUCAUCAAGCUGUCAAGACUGUAAAUGGUGCUUUGUGGUAUCGGAACAAUUCAUCACAUGUAAAUAAUGUGGGAAAAUACUAUUGUUUGGUUCCCAGAGAAACAUUUGUUCUGUAGUUAACACACUUGUAGUAUUACUGUAUUUAUGCACUUUUUCAUCUGAAGCGUUGGUUUGGGUAUUCCCAAAUGGACCUUAACACGAUUCUGUUGGGAAUUCUUGUUUUUUCCUCAAGAACGAUGCUGAGUAACUAAGCUACUUUCCCAUUGAGAAAUCGCUGUCUGACCUGCAGGAUAACAACAUGGCAUGAGAAGCACGUUCGCAGUCUGCCAUUCUACCUGAAACUUCACGGGGUGAUCGUUAGCUUAAAAUACACAGUGGAGUUGGACUCAUCAUUCACUGCCUUUCAAAGUGCUGAACAUCAUGUCCAUACUGGCAUCAGGACUUAGUUCCCUGGUUCGUGGACAUUUAGUUUUCAAUGGUGGAACCUUGUUAUAGUUUGUUAAUUACAGUGUUUUGGGUUCAUUGAGUGAAGAUUCUGCCGGGUGGGAUCUUACACCUUGGAAAGAGUGAAUAAUGACACUAUCAAGUAAGCGUAUAAAUCACUGAUGGCAUGCGGUGAGGAUGUGCUCUCACGCUUGUUACCAUGUAUUAAAAUUUACGUUAUUUGCAAAGUGUAGAUUAUACAGCUAAUCAGGUACGUACCAGGCACUGAUGUGCUAAUACACUGAUCAGGUUUAUACAACGAGCUUUAGUUGUGUUCUAGUUAAUCCUCUAACGUUGUUGGUUUCCAGUUUGGAAUUAAUGACACAGUUGAUAUUCACUGUUAGUUAUAGCAACAUACUGUGACUUUUAAUUAGACAGUCAUGCAGAUUUAUUGCUCUAAGAAUGAAAUUCUGUCUUUUGACACCAUAGUGCCCUUUCUAUGGUUUUUAAAAAAACUUUACUUAAUAUUCUUCUUGGCCUUAUCCUAUUUAAAUCCCUAUGCAAUUAAUGUUUUAUAUCUGCGUUGUUUUUUUUAAUAGAUGUUAUAUAAGUGAUUCUCAUAUGUAGCACCUAUUGCUUUUCCAGUAAAAAAAAAAAUUAACGAUUUUGUACUGUGAUUUAUAUUCACUGCCCCAAUUCAAGAAAUAGUGGAGCCUUGCUAUAAUGUGAAAUCUUAUAGCCAUGGACUUCUUCCAACUAGAUUUCUGAAACCACCAGAGGUAUCAUAUAAUUCUGUCUCACCUAUAACAUGGUCCUAUGACGUGGAUAUCAAGAUCACACAUUAUAUAUAGUGAGGCUAUAAUUUAUCUGUCUUGGCUUUGCAAUGUAAUUUAGAAAGCAGAUAUAGUUGUUGGUUUGAUUGGGUUUUAAGUACGUUACAUACAAUCUGUUAUGUACUGAUUUGAGACUUUCUAACAGUUUUUGGAGGGGGCAUAGAGAUUGGAGAGCCUAGAGCUGAGUCACGUUCCCCCAUCCCACUUCAGACCUCUAACUGUUGCCUGAGAACACAGAUGUGCCCUGAUUUCUGGCCCCGUGGCCACUGUCCUGUGCCUGACUUAUGUAAUGGGUUUAUGUCCCCUCCAUGAACUAAAAAAUCGUUCAUAACAAGAUGAAUUGUAGACGAAUAACAUUUGAUGCUUUUAAAUGUUUGCUUAUUUUUAAACAGAAACUAAACCGAGAACUGAAUUUUGAGGUGGGUUUUUAAAUAAAAAAGAUUGUUUGA